This is a messenger RNA of Branchiostoma belcheri (Belcher's lancelet), 2108 nucleotides long. Its product is annotated as kelch-like protein 24. Gene Ontology annotation, molecular function: protein binding. The transcript has 2 exons. The coding region runs from base 106 to 1761 and encodes 551 amino acids. The record is from RefSeq and is a predicted model, not a curated record. Lineage: Eukaryota; Metazoa; Chordata; Leptocardii; Amphioxiformes; Branchiostomatidae.
CGGCCAAGCUGACUCGGCUACGUGGAUUGGGAGAAGUUGGAUCUCAACUUUGCUCGCAGUGUUCUCUGCUUUUCUCCACCUAACCGGCUCCCCAAAAAGACUUCAAUGGAUGCUAAAUCAGAGGAGGUCUGUUGUCCAGGUGAGUUCUUUCAGCGUUUGCAGCAGCUGAGGUCAGCAGGUUACCUGGUGGACGUGACCCUGUGUGCAGAGGGACAGGAGAUCCCCUGUCACCGACUGAUCCUGUCCGCCUGCUCUGACUACUUCCGUGCCAUGUUUAGCGGAGACCACUGCGAGAAAAACAAGGACAAGAUAGACAUCGGAGGGGUGAGUGCAGAGGCAUUACAACUGUUGGUAGACUUUGCUUACACGGCCAAGUUCAACAUCACCUCAGAUAAUGUCCAUCAACAGUUCAUAGCAGCCAAUAUGCUUCAAGUUAAACCUGUUGAAGAUGCUUGUGAAAGGUUUCUAAGCAACAACUUGAGUCCAGACAUGUGUUGGGCAACAUGGACUUUGGCAGACAUGGUGUCUUGUAUGAAGUUGUCUGCUGUGGCAAGACGUUACGCUCUGAAGAAUUUCGAAGAAGUAUGCAGGACGGAGGAUUUCCUUGAACUGCCUAUAGACUCCCUGAAGACGUACAUCUCGGACAAGGAUCUUCAUGCUAAGAAAGCGGAACAAGUGUUGGAUGCAGUCAUCCUUUGGAUCUGGCAUGAUCUCAAGAAGCGAAUUAAACAACUCUGGGAGCUGCUGGGGUGUGUUUGUCUCUCAAGUGUGGACCGGAAGUAUCUCAAGAACAUCGUGGAGACAGGGAAGAUGUUCGCAGGAGUUCCAGGGAUCAAUGAACUCAUCAACGAUCAAACUAGAGACUCAAGGCCUCGCCGCAUUCAACAAGAAGGUCUACUCAUCCUUGGUGGAAUGACAACCGGAUCAUACCAUCCACCAGCAGUGAACUGUAAUAUGUUUGAACUUGAUCUUCACUUUGAUCGCGUAAACACCACUCCACUGCCACAAUGCCUACAGAACAGUAAAGGGAGUGCGGCAAACGUCCUUGGCAAUGAUGUGAUUGUGACAGGAGGGGAAACAUCUAUGUCCCAAGCAUGGCGGUACAAUCCAGCUCUGAACUCUUGGACAAGGAUGGGGUCUUUGAAGAAAGGGAGGGCAGAUCAUGGAAUAACGGUUCUGAAUGGAAAGGUGUAUGUUGUUGGUGGAGAGAAUCGUAGUUGGCUAUCUUCUGUUGAAGUGUACAAUGAGAAGACCAACAAGUGGGCAAAGGUAGCACCACUAAAACAGGCUGUCAGCAGCUUUGGUAUAGCUACGUGUUGUGGAGAGAUCUAUGUAUUCGGUGGCCGCACUGGGUUUGGCUUCAGUAGAACUGGUAAUGUCCAGUUCUACAAUCCCACCCGAAAGGAGUGGGCGUUCGCCCAACCAUUGCCAAAGCCAUUGACACACGUAAGAGCAUGCACUGUCAACUCCAAGAUCUACUUGGCCGGUGGACAGUUGGACUCUGUCCUCUGCUACACUCCAGAAGAUGACCUUUACGAGAAGAUGGCUGAUAGCCUGUGCCCUUGGUUUCACUGCAGUGCCACUGUGUCUGGUUCUGAGAUCUACAUUACUGGUGGUAGGGAAACUAUUAUCUUUAAUCAUGACAUUGAAGCCUUCUCAACAGUUCAGUGUUAUGAUGUGCACAGUGACACCAUGAUCAUGGGUAAAGGUCUGCCGAUGUCGUUAUACGGACACCACAUUGUAACAGUAUCCAAACAGUAAGCUUGUUACAUCUUAGCUAAAUCUCCUAUUUAGAAAUAUGCUACUGUGCCAUCAUGCCAUGGACUUGAACUGAAGUUGAACUUUAAGUCCUGAGAGCAUUUUUGGUCACAUAUUUUAAUUAUUUCUACUGUUUCUGAAAUAAUGUAAAGGUAGCCAACAAUAUAGAGGCAUUGAGAAGACCUCGCUUGGCAACUUCUUGUAUUCUAAACGUUGAUAAAUCUUCGUACUAGACCAGACUUUCAUGAUGAUUGUAUGUUCCUGGUCACCUUAAUUGUUCCCAUCAUUAUCAUUGGUUUGAUUUUAACAUUUUGUUUCUGAUGGUUUGAAUAAAUGCCUUUUUUAUCUUG